AUGGCCUACGACGCCGGCGAUUUUGGUUAUUAUCCGGAAACCAUGAUUUACACGACACAAAAUUCAGACGCCAUGCAGGCCGCAUCAUCAAACCCUAACCUCGAAAACAAGUCGGAGGCUCGCAAGUGUGCUAGAUGGGAACCUCGAGAGCAGAAGAUCUUCAUGUUCGCCGUCGAAAACUUCACUGCAGAGGGAUACCGUCGCCGAAAGUGCUUCUCUUCAACAGGGUGGGAGCGAUUAUGCGAAUUGUUCAACAAAAAUGUUGGGAAGAACUGGACUAUCGCACAACUGAAAAACCAUUGGGGUGCUAUGCGCACGGACCACAAACUACUGUUUGAGCUUCUCCAGUGCACGGGAAUAGCUUGUGGUCUUAGCACCGGGGGCAAAAUUGAUGUGCCGAAAUGGUGGUGGAAGCAAAAAAUUAAGAAGAACCCUCGGUAUGGAAAGUUCAAGGACAAUGACAACACAAAAAUCUACCAUAAUUAUAAUCGUCUGUUUGGAGGUAGUUGUGACUCCAUGAAGUACGCACUGACACCCAUGAAGCUGCCUCAACGUGGGUUUGACUUGGGCGCCAACUCCAACUCAGAUGAUUCGAACGACACGUUACCUAUCAAUGCUGAGACGACUGAUUCUAGCGAUGGCCUGACACCAGGAAGAGUGAGUUCCUCGAUGAAUAUCUCCCUGCAUCGAAGCGGUGAGAAACAUAAGGGAAGACAUGCGAAGGAGAUGCGAAAGAAAUUCGGUGCGAGGGAGGUUUCUGAGUCGGUAGAUAACCUCGCUUGCGCAUCAAAGGAGAUGGCCUCUGUGAUUCGCGCAAAAGAAGAGGGUCGUAUGACUCUCCACGAAUGCAUAGAUGAUUUGAUUUCGAUUGGGCUUGUCGAAGCUGAGGAUGAGUUGCACAUGUUCGCGUUGUGGUUCCUAAGAAAUUCUAAAAAUCGUGUUGCGUACAGUGCAACUAAAAUGAUGGAGAUGCACUACUAG
Messenger RNA from Olea europaea var. sylvestris, 981 nucleotides. Its product is annotated as L10-interacting MYB domain-containing protein-like. The record is from RefSeq and is a predicted model, not a curated record. The coding region runs from base 1 to 981 and encodes 326 amino acids. The transcript is spliced from 3 exons. Lineage: Eukaryota; Viridiplantae; Streptophyta; Magnoliopsida; Lamiales; Oleaceae.